AUGCUUCCUAAAUUUUAGAACUCUUUCGCUUAAGAUAAGAAUCUUUAAACUUUAAUAGAAUCCUUUAAUUAAUCAUAGAAGAAUCCGAAUGCAUUGCAAAGGAGUCGUUAUCUAACAUAUAUGCCUUCAGGAAGCAUAAGGCCACCUCCCAAUAGUACACAAACAUUAAACAUCUUACAGGAAAAAGUAACAUUUACAUUAUUAACCAAUCCAUCUAUCAAUUCUACUUUGACAAAUGAUCAAUAAGACAUUAUCUUGAAAUUUCAAAUUGGCAAUAGAAAUUUAUAAAUUGUUACCUUAGACAAGAUUACGAGAGAUUAGAAGGAAGAGGAGCAGAAUUAAAAUCCUUAUAUUGUAAGUGAUGCAAACUAAAUAGACAUACCAAUAUUAUAAUAAUAAUAAUAAUAACAAUAAUAAUAAAAAUAAAAGAUCGAUUUUAAACUUGAAGAUGCAGAUGAGAUCGAAGUUAAUGGAAAUGAUAAUAUUUUAACGAUUUCUACUAAAUCCAUUAUAAAAUACAACAAAAUUGAGUAAUAUAAGAAACCUGUACAAAAUUUACAUCAAGAAAUUCAAAACAAAAAUGAAGCAUAGAUGAUUUAAAUUCAUUUUAAAUUUGUAAGAGAUUGGUAUACAAAAGCAGGAAAUAAUUAAUUUAAUGCUAAGAAAGCUCUUCAAGAGUUUUUAAAAUCCUUGGCGAUCCCUAAAAUUAAAAUUUUAGCAUUUGAUCAAUAAUAAUCAUUACCAGAAGCAAUUCCAGAUCCUGAAAAAAAACCAGAGAAAAAUGAAAAACCAGAAGAAAAAGAACCAGAAGAGGAACAUGAGUAAAAAUCAGAGAAGGAUCUCUAAAAUCUGUUCCCUCAUGUUACAGAGGAGUUUGUAUAAAGGUAGAGGGAGGCAUUAGAAAAAAAAAACUAGACAACUGAUGAGAAGAUUAAACGUCUAUUUGAGGAAGUUAGGAUUAGGCAUUUUAAAUCAUAACCCUAUAAUGCAGAGAAGAAUAUCUUCAAAUGUCCUUAUCAUAAAUGUCAGAAAGUGUACAAGAAACCCAAUCAAUUGAAAAAUCAUCUGAAGACUAACCAUUAGAAAUUAUCAGAGAUUGGUUUAACAAUUGAUGACAAUGGAGAAUACAAAUAUAAUGAAAGAAUUUUAGAUUACUGUUUAUUAUUGUGGAAAGUGUAUCCUAAUUUUGUGAAGUCAGUUAUUAAUGAAAUGAGACAAAGAAAAGAUCAAUCUAGUACAUGA
Paramecium tetraurelia is the source of this 1242-nucleotide messenger RNA. RefSeq lists its product as uncharacterized. The record is from RefSeq and is a predicted model, not a curated record. Lineage: Eukaryota; Ciliophora; Oligohymenophorea; Peniculida; Parameciidae. The transcript is spliced from 7 exons.